Messenger RNA from Aspergillus udagawae, 543 nucleotides. RefSeq names its product GFA family protein. The record is from RefSeq and is a predicted model, not a curated record. Bases 1 to 543 code for a protein of 180 amino acids. NCBI's taxonomy places the organism in Eukaryota, Fungi, Ascomycota, Eurotiomycetes, Eurotiales, Aspergillaceae. Gene Ontology annotation, molecular function: carbon-sulfur lyase activity. The transcript has 2 exons.
AUGGCAACAACUGAUAACUCCAAGCCCUACAUACCUCUUGCUGGCAGUGCCAAUGAUGGCUGGUCCACAGAAGACCAGGCGACUGCUACAUGCUACUGCGGUAUUGUGCAGUUGGUUUUUCCGACGCAAGGCCCUGGCCUCCUUGACACAUUCGCCUGUCACUGCACGGACUGCCGCAAAAUAACUGCAUCGAUGUUCGCGACCAAUUUCAUCGUUGCAGAUCCAUAUCUCAAACACCUGCGCGGCGAAGAAGCACUCACAAAAUUUAGCCAGUCGAAGACCACCACCUCUGGCAAGGCAAUGGCGAACUACUUCUGUUCAAAGUGCGGCACGCUCAUGUAUCGGACCAGUGAGCUGAUCCCGGGACACAGCAUCCUGCGCACCGGAACUGUGGAUGAUUUUACUCUGCAUGAAACGAAAUUGAAGCCACGAGCUGAGCUGUAUACCAAGGACCGUGUUGGUUGGCUGUGUAGUGCAAGGGGCGUUGAACAGGUUGAGGGAGCAACUCUUGCUCCCAAGGAUGGUAGCCUUCCUAAUCAAUGA